GUGGGGAUUACUUCUGCUUUACUGAGUUCAUGUAAACUGAAAAGUUUGACCUUACCAAGUGCUUGGAUCAGUACCAGUAAGGGAGUGCCCAAUCUGGCUUCUGGAUUUUGUGACGUAGGAUAAGAGAAAGCCAUGCUCCAACACCAUGCUGAGUUCACUGACUGUGCCAGGAAACACUGCUUCCACCUCUCCCACAGCCAGCCCCUCAGCAGCCUGCCGCUCUCCUGUCUGUGACGGUUAUUAUGCUCCUAACAGAGGCACCAAACGCCCACAGCAGAGUGGGUGUCCGGUGUAGUUAGCCAUGAGUUGGGGAGCACCAGACCAGGCAUCACAAGAGUUGGGAUCUGAGGAUUUGCCUCAGUGCGACCAGAAUCCUUCUAGGAACUGGCAGUAACGUUAACUAGGUGCUGUUUGUGAAGAAGUCUGAAAAGGCUCGGGAUGAUCACAGAGGCUUCUUAAAAUACCGAACAAGCCCUUUUUCCUCCUUGGGUGCCUGAAGGCAAGAUGGGUCACCAGCAGCUCUACUGGAGUCACCCGUGGAAGCUCGGCCAGGGUUCUCGCUCUUGCCAUGUCUGCUCUAACCGCCACGGUCUGAUCUGUAAAUAUGGGCUGAACAUGUGCCGACAGUGCUUCUGUCAGUACUCGAAGGACAUAGGCUUCAUUAAGUUGGACUAAGCGACCUGAAUGGAUGAUUCAACUGUCUACCCAGUGAUACCAAUCAUGCUAGUCUUUGUGUACACAGAAUAAAAAAAGU
Rattus norvegicus (Norway rat) is the source of this 754-nucleotide messenger RNA. The record is from RefSeq and is a predicted model, not a curated record. Lineage: Eukaryota; Metazoa; Chordata; Mammalia; Rodentia; Muridae.